CCUAAGCAACGGAAGUGACGUAAGAGCAGCCAGACCUGGAGGGCUUGGGUAAAAAUGGCUGAAUAUUUAGCUUCGAUAUUCGGGACUGAGAAGGACAAGGUUAACUGCUCUUUUUACUUUAAGAUCGGGGUCUGCCGGCACGGGGACCGGUGCUCCCGGCUUCACAACAAGCCGACAUUCAGCCAGGAGGUGUUCACAGAACUGCAGGAGAAGUAUGGGGAGAUUGAAGAGAUGAAUGUGUGCGACAACCUUGGGGACCACCUCGUGGGCAAUGUCUAUGUCAAGUUCCGGAGGGAGGAGGAUGGAGAGCGGGCCGUGGCUGAACUCAAUAACCGCUGGUUCAACGGGCAGGCUGUGCAUGGUGAGCUGUCUCCUGUCACUGACUUCCGGGAGUCAUGCUGUCGCCAGUAUGAGAUGGGGGAAUGUACCCGAGGUGGCUUCUGCAACUUCAUGCAUCUGCGGCCCAUUUCCCAGAACCUCCAGAGGCAGCUCUAUGGGCGGGGACCCAGGCACAGGCUGGAGUGCAAAGGCGCGGUCUUGGCUCAGUGCAACCUCUGCCUCCCAGGUUCAAGCAAUUCUCCUUUCUCAGCCUCCCAAGUAGCUGGGAUUAUAGGCACCUGCCACCAUGCCUGGCUAAUUUUUUUAUUUUUAGUAGAGAUGGGGUUUCACCACGUUGGCCAGCCUGGUCUCGAACUCCGGACCUCAGGUCGCCCCCGAGGUUCCAUACUGGCCACCAUCCCCGAGAGAGGAACCAUCAGUGUUCCCCUGAUCACCGGCAUGGCCGCUUCUGAGGCCCUGGACCCCUUACCCUUCACCCCCAACAGGGACAGAUGUUCCUGGCAGGACCUCUCCUCAAAGCCCCCUUCACUCUCCUGCCCCAUCCUUCCCAGGCUCCCGGGCUCCAUAAUGUAAUCUGUUCAGCAUGGAGACCUUCUUCUACCGCCCCUGUCUUAAUAAAGCUGCGUGUUUCACUUCGGCAUCAA
This is a messenger RNA of Pan troglodytes (chimpanzee), 983 nucleotides long. RefSeq names its product U2 small nuclear RNA auxiliary factor 1 like 4 (gene U2AF1L4). The transcript has 7 exons. Gene Ontology annotation, cellular component: U2AF complex. Bases 55 to 912 code for a protein of 285 amino acids. NCBI's taxonomy places the organism in Eukaryota, Metazoa, Chordata, Mammalia, Primates, Hominidae. Gene Ontology annotation, molecular function: metal ion binding; RNA binding. The record is from RefSeq and is a predicted model, not a curated record. Gene Ontology annotation, biological process: mRNA splicing, via spliceosome.